UUCAAGCGACGUUGAUAAUCCGUACGUCUUGCUCGGUUCUCUCGGUCCGCUUCAUACCUAACUAUAACGCCGUCGUCGUCUUCUAGCGAUCAUUACUAACUCGUAUCGCUCGUUUGGAUAUGAAAAGAAGUGAGUUGAUGUUGAUGCUAUUGUGGGUGAUCACCACAGCGGCAGCUGGAGUGGGCGUGGACUCAGUGGUGUGCGCCGCAGAGAAAGGAGAAAUGGGUGCACCUGGUCAUCCGGGUUUGCGCGGAGAAAGGGGUUACAAAGGUCUAAAAGGGAACUACGGAAUUAAAGGAUCUACUGGAAUAAAAGGAGAUCCGGGAUUAAGAGGCGGUCCGGGUCCUCGUGGACCUGCAGGACCUCCCGGGCCAGUGGGUGAAACGGGAAAACCAGGAAUGAUUGGACCCAAAGGUUCUUCUGGGCCUUCAGGGCAUGAGGGUCCAGUAGGACCACCUGGUUUACCAGGUUUGAAAGGAAACCAGGGAAACAAAGGAGAAAAGGGAAUUCUUGGGUCACGAGGUGUUGCAGGAUCUGAUGGAAAUCCUGGUCCACCUGGUCAUACAGGCCCUUCUGGUGCACGUGGUUACAAGGGAGACAAAGGUCCACGAGGUUUAACAGGUCACAAGGGAGAGAGAGGAUCGCAAGGAGUUGCGGGACGUGACAUUGAUGAAGAUACAAGAGAGAGUUUGAAGGCAUGUUGUGAUCCUGUUAGUGCUCUCAAGACUCAAAUGGCUUCUCUGGAAUCAAAACUCAACAGCAAAGUUAGUGCUCUCAAGACUCAAAUGGCUUCUCUAGAAUCAAAACUCAACAGCAAAAUUUCUCAUUUACAAAGUCAACUACAGACUGUUACAGCUAUCCAACCCGCUGCUCACUUGUCUGGAGAUGGAACCAGCCGUACUUUCACUCAAGAAAAUCCUGUAGCGCGUUGGCGCACAAACAACUGUUCAAACCUGUUUUGUCCUCUGUUGCGUGGAAGAAUGACUUACGCCGACGGAUACAUUACUGUGCCCACUGACGGCGUCUACUACGUUUACGCUCAACUGCUGCACUACGUAUCUUCUAAAUACAGUGAUAUCCGAUUUUUUAUUGUUGUGAAUGGUAACGACAGCGCUCUCGCGUAUUCUCGGUCACCAGGAGACCAUGCCAGUUUGUACAUUGGAAGAAUAAUCAAUUUGCGAAAGGGGGACAAGCUGUCUAUUAGAACGGCCAGAACGGUUUACAUAUAUUACAAAAGCGAUCAUUCUUUCUUCGGUGCGUUUCGAGUCUUGUAAUGGACAUUAUCAUGCUGUUGUUCCGUGCUGUUUCAAGUCAGUUAAACUUGAUAUCAAACAAACUUUUUUGACAUAGUUGCAGACUCUAGAGUAGAAAAUUGUUAUCGCUGGCUGGCUAAUUCUAAUGCAUGCAUUGCUUGAUUUUGUGUAGAAUAUUGGUGUUAGUUCUAAUUGUUCGUAUUCUAUAGUAGAAAGAAUAUUCAGCAAAAAUUCUUUUCUGCACAA
Molecule: messenger RNA, 1499 nt
Organism: Corticium candelabrum
Lineage: Eukaryota; Metazoa; Porifera; Homoscleromorpha; Homosclerophorida; Plakinidae
Product: pulmonary surfactant-associated protein D-like
Exons: 15
Coding region: 120-1274 (384 amino acids)
Biological process (GO): immune response
Cellular component (GO): membrane; extracellular matrix
Molecular function (GO): tumor necrosis factor receptor binding
Source: RefSeq, a predicted model, not a curated record